AUGUUGAUGAUAGCAUUUCAUACACUUCACUCUCCAGGUAACGUUGUUUUGUAAGUUUUUAGAGAUCAAGAGAGAUUGACAGGUCUAACUUAUUUGCAAGGACUUCUUGCGUUAUGUUUUUUCAAUAAGUUGCCAGAUUUUCUGAUAAAACAAGUAUUCAAUGUGCGAUUUUUGGAGAAAUUGGAUUUGGAAUUAAAAAAAUGCAGCAUCACGGAUAUGUAUCCUUUGAGAGUAAGAUCGAAUUUGUUUGAUCUUAAUAGAGCUGUAUGCUUGGAAUAUCCCGAAUCUAAUGUACCUUGGUUUCAUCAGAAAUUUCUAGAUAAAGAUAUUAAAAAAAAUAGGCACCGACUAAAUAUUAACGAAUAUAUUUUGGAAGUAGUGAAAAAUAGAAAAGCAUUUGAAGAGAAUGUUAUAACACCAUAUGGAUACCUUGUAGAUUUUGUUAUUCACUUGGAUAAUACUAGCGCUUUUGCGGAAACGACUGCCAGUUAUAAAAAAUUAGCAGUUUUACUGCAUAUGCCUUAUCAUUUUACCAAAAUGAAUAUACAAUUAAAAGGACCAGAAAAACUAAAAGUUAGACAUUUAGAACUGCUGGGUUACGAUGUUGUUGGAAUCAAUUUUAAUAUAUGGAAUAAACUACUGACUACGGACGAAAAAAUUGCUUAUUUGUCCAAAGUCAUAUUACCAAAAAGUUCCGAAAAAAAUAUUUCACUAACUAGCUGAUUGAAAAUAGUGUAAAUGUAAUUAAACCUCUUUUUAGCGAUAAUAAAAAUUUUUACAGUAUACAUUAACAUUUUUCAAUAAAAAAGCAAAGUUCAAAAUCCCAUAUAAAAUCAUUUAAAAAAAUUGAAAUGCGUUUCCACACCCAAAAUCUCACCAUCAGUUUUCAGACUUUCCAUGCAUACGGUAGUGGCCUAGCAUUAUAAUUAUUAGUAUGCUAUUCACAUUAUGCGGGGUUUCCGUUAUGCGAUGUUCACACCAGCGAGUGAGGUUCCGCCGAUGCUACAGUUUCCGAAAAUAAAUAAAAAAGGCCGUCAUAGAAAUAUGAAUUUACCGAAUGAUGCUAAUUUUUUUGUUGAAAGAGCAAUAAAUAAUAGCGACCUGAAACAUAUUUGACGUUAUCUAACUUUCAUAAAAUUGAUAAACAAUAAUGAGGUCGAAAUCUACUUCCCGAAUAUUGCCACUUCAUUAUUUAAUUUUAGAAAUGUAUUAAUCAGAACGUUUGAUUAGUAUUUAUUGAUUACUGUUAAGUAUAUGAAAAGAUUACAAAAAGAACAGCUGUUUGAUAUUUAGACAAAGUAUUUUAAAUCGCAAUGCUUAACAAUAAUUAUUCUCGAAAUUUUCCAAACAAAAUUAAUCACUGAAGUAAAAAUGAAAAAUAUGAGCUGAGCGCGCGCAAGUUCCGUUGCAUGUUAAAAUCUUACUCCCAACGCGUCAAAGGAAGUAUAGCUUAAAAAAAAUCCCCAUAAGGAAGAAACUGCUUUAAUAUAGGCCUCGGUCUUCAUCAUAUCUUUCUUUCAUUGUCAAGCAAAAUUUCAUUUGUAAAAUUAAAAUAAAAAAGGAAUGCUCGGUAUGCUUAUAAGUUUCUUUACAGAGUCUAUACAUGUAUAUUCUAGACGUACGUACGGAGAUAAGUAUGGGUUUAUUUUUCAACAAAAACUUUAUCGUUUGACGUACACAUAUUGAGCAAUGCCGUACUUAUCGCGCAAAUUGUUUAUCACUUCCCUUGAUUUUGUAUGCAUACACAUUUAAAUACAUUUACUUCUUUGUUUAUAUUUAAUAUUUCAAGAAAACCGUAAAACACCCGAAAAGGUCACUACACCAAUUCAAAAUUAUAUAGUUCAUUAAAAUUUUUUUUCGUAAAAAAUUAAAUAAUUUUAACCACUAGGUGAUUAUAAAGCAAUUAUUCGUACGUUUACUUCUGGAAUAAAAAAAAAAGGACAUAAGCAGGGGAGAGCGGCUGAUACACAGGAGCUGCUGAAUGGGCGCGUCUUUACAUUAAUGAACUGGGCCGCACGGGGCAGUUCUGCGCACUACUUCGGAAUUACGCACCGCUCCCCUUCUUCGCCCAUUUAUUAGUAUAAAGCCGCGAGUUUAGUUGAACCCGUGAGCUGCAUUUAGCGCAGCUAACUUAUGUGUUUUUAUUUAAGAAAUUAUGCAUUUAUAUGAGAAGUUAAAAACAAGAAUAACAACUGAAAACUUAACAUAUUCAAUACUUUCUGUUCACAGUUAUUAAGCAUAAAUACAUAUAGUUUUCUUGAAACCUGCCUGUAAUUUAUACAAUACAAUAGAAUCACGACGAACGUUUAUUUAAAUACAUAUAAGUAUUACCUAAGAACAAAAGCAAUCAGUAUUUUUUUCGAAUAGUUUCAAAUACUUUUCGUCCUUGACCUAAUAUAAAUGUAUAUCGUACAUCUGACGAUCCUAUGAUGAUGAUAUCUCUUAUAAAACGUAACGUUACACCACAUGCCUUGUAUAAUAAUAUAGCGCAUCAAUCGGAUUUCUAUAUAAAUAAAUGUUUGUUUAACAUUUCCUAUCGUUUUAUUGUAAAUAAGUUCCUUCUAUUCGCGUCAUGGAAUCCGAAAAAGUUGAUUAUUGUUUUAGUUUUUGCAAAUUCCCUACAUAACAUAAUUUAUAUUUAUAAAA
This is a messenger RNA of Agrilus planipennis (emerald ash borer), 2646 nucleotides long. RefSeq names its product FAST kinase domain-containing protein 1, mitochondrial. The record is from RefSeq and is a predicted model, not a curated record. The transcript has 5 exons. NCBI's taxonomy places the organism in Eukaryota, Metazoa, Arthropoda, Insecta, Coleoptera, Buprestidae.